Letharia columbiana is the source of this 663-nucleotide messenger RNA. RefSeq lists its product as uncharacterized. The record is from RefSeq and is a predicted model, not a curated record. The coding region runs from base 1 to 663 and encodes 220 amino acids. Gene Ontology annotation, molecular function: acyltransferase activity, transferring groups other than amino-acyl groups. The transcript has 2 exons. Lineage: Eukaryota; Fungi; Ascomycota; Lecanoromycetes; Lecanorales; Parmeliaceae.
AUGCCGUUCAUUGUCAGCGAAGAUAUUGCAGAUGAGGACUUUGAUUCGCUUUUCGCAAUUCAGUACAAGGCUUUUUCCAACCAACCAGCUCUAAAAGCCUGUUCCCCAGGGGGCCUCGAUAAUCCUGGUCGCUCUGAGAAUGUCGCACGAUUCAUAGACGUUCUUGGAUGGAAAGAGUCUAAUGUUGUGGCAGCCAAAGUGGUUGACGACGAAACGGGAGAAAUUUGCGCGUUCGCCACAAUGCGGGUUUGCGACGGGAAUCCGUUUGCUGGCGCGAAGGAUAGCGAUAUCCAUUGUCCACAAGUCGACGAAGGGAUGAGAUCAGCGGUGGAGUGGACUUUGAAUACGAAGAAUGAUCGUCGGAGAUGUUUUGAAGCUUUGCAAGUUCCGGGCUCUUACUGCUAUCUGCAGGCUUUAGGAACCGAUCCUGCUCGCCAGAGACAGGGUGCAGCAACGCUCUUAGUGAAGUGGGCCGCGCGAAUCAUUGAUGAAAAGGGAUCCAGGGCCAUGGUCGAAGCUAGCAAAGAUGCUACACAGUAUGGGCUGUAUUCGAAGCAAGGUUUUCGGAUAGUGGACACGUAUGACUACAUCGAUGAACAGAAGUUCCCAGGGUUUGAGGGAAUGUAUGUUGUCACCAUGGUCAGAGAUGCCCAAGACCGAUAG